CUGAACACACAGGUGGACCAACACAACCGGGGUCAGCAGUUCAGUUCCUCAAUAUUUUUUUUGAGACUAGCUGGACUGGAAUAUAUCUGAAGAAGAUAUCCAAAAUGAGUGUUAAAACAAGCACAAAUGUAGGCUAAUACUGAUCUGAAUUCAGACGGGAUUGCUCCGGUAACAUUACGCAGUGACACCGGGAAGUCAGUUUGUGAAAGAUCAGAAUCGGGAGAAGAAAAAAUAAAGUUCACACGCAAGUCAAAGCCAGGCAAGCUCUACGAUGGCGUCCAGCGGCAACGCUGUUUCCAGUCCUAUGGUGAUAUUGGCUCCAAAAACUAAAACCAAAAAGAAACAUUUUGUGCAGCAAAAGGUGAAGGUCUUUCGUGCCAGUGGCCCAGUCUUGAGCGUUUUUAUGUGGGGUGUAAAUCAUUCGAUUAAUGACCUAAACCAAGUGCCUGUUCCUGUCAUGCUGCUGCCUGACGACUUCAGAGCAAACACUAAGAUCAAAGUCAACAAUCACCUCUUCAACAAAGAGAAUCUACCUGGACAUUUUAAGUUUAAAGAAUACUGUCCCCAAGUGUUCCGCAAUCUUCGGGAGCGCUUCGGAAUUGAGGAUCUCGACUACCAGGUGUCGUUGACCCGCAGCCCUCCUGUAAGAGGUGGGGACACCCAGGGGGAGGGGAUCCUCCUGACCUCCUACGACCGCACGCUGGUCAUAAAGCAGAUCUCUAGUGAGGACGUGGCAGACAUGCACGGCAUCCUGUCUGAAUACCACCAGCACAUAGUGAAGUGCCACGGCAGCACUCUGCUGCCCCAGUUCCUGGGGAUGUACCGCGUGGGUGUGGAGAAUGAGGAGACCUACCUGAUCGUCAUGAGGAACAUGUUUAGUCACAGACUGGUGGUGCACAGGAAGUAUGACCUUAAGGGCUCUCUGGUGUCUCGUGAAGCAAGUGACAAAGAGCGGGUAAAAGAGCUCCCCACUUACAAGGACAUGGACUUCAGAAACAACAUGCAGAAGGUGUACGUGAACGAGGAGCAGAAGGAGAAGGUCAUGGAGAAACUCAACAGAGAUGUGGAGUUUCUGGUCAAGCUAAAGAUCAUGGACUACAGCCUGCUGUUGGGUAUUCACGACGUGGGGCGGGCUGAGAGGGAGGAGGAAGAAGGAGAGGAGCCGUCCAAUGAGGAAGAGGGGGAGCCUGAGAACGGCCUGGCGCAGGCCCCUAACAUGGGCUCCUACGGUACGUCUCCUGAGGGCAUCGCUGGCUACAUGGCCUCCUGCAAGCCCCUGGAGCCCGGGGAAUUUGACCCCUACGUGGAUGUGUACGCCAUGAGGAGUGCCCCUGGAGCCCCUCAGAGGGAGGUGUACUUCAUGGGUCUGAUAGACGUUCUGACACAGUACGACACCAAGAAGAAAGCCGCUCACGCAGCCAAAACUGUCAAGCAUGGGGCUGGUGCUGAAAUCUCCACUGUCCACCCAGAACAGUAUGCCAAGCGAUUUCGGGAUUUCAUCUCCAACAUCUUUGCAUAGCAGGACGUUUAUAACCACCACUGCUACUUCCCAUUUAGAUUUGAAUCUUUUUUUAAAAACUUUUGUUCUGCUACACAUUUAUAUCAUGAAACAUUGCCCCAAAAAAAUGUACACACACAGAUUAUUUUAGUCUGAUCUCACACCAGACUCUUUCCAUUAUUGUAAUGUAUUGCUGACUGAUAUUUAUGAGAAGAAUGUGAUAAACACUCGGACUGACUUUGGAGCCAAGGGUACUUAAGCUAAUACUGCUGCUUGUGUCCUAGAGAUGUUACACUGAAAAGGAUUGAUUAGACUUAAUGGGACAACCUGAGAUUGAUACAUUGACUGCUUUUUUGUUGUUUGAAUCCCUGAUUGACCCUUUAACCCAGUCAAUUGAAAUCCUGGGUCAUGUCCAUAUUAAGCACCAGACAGGAGAAAAGGUUUGAAACAGGAAGGUACAACACUACCAAUGACUAGAUACUAACUACCUGAACUUGUCCAGUAAGGAAUCAUGGCUAUUUUAGUGCUACUGAACACGACCCUGGAUUGGUCUGAUCUACUGAGUGAGUAUGCUAAUAUAACUGGACAUGGGAACAUAUCAAUGUAGUGAACCCUACAGUAAAUAUCAGAGCACUUUGUCUCAAAGGGAAAGCCUUGUGGGAUUUGACAUGAACGUCCCUCAUCAUCAUCUCACUUUGGAUCAUAUUGAGUCUGUUUCCCCUAGAAUUUCAGCAGUGGGUAGCUGGGGUGACGGGACAUUCUAGCUGUUCCCAUAGACUUCUAGUCAUUGAGCCAAUGACUUAUCUAUUUAAAAGUGCUUCUGCAGAAAUGAUAUAAAUGUUGCAGCGGUGGUUCCCUGCUGCCGAAUGAAUAUUGUGGAAACAUUGAGCAUUUCGCUAUCAUGAUUGGACUUGGGACCAGAACCAAUUGUUGGACUGAAAGUGUUAUUUUGAAUAUUGAUUGCUGCACUUUUUUUUUUGCUCAUCAAACAGCGUUUUUAAAAGAAGCACUUCUCAAGAAUGAUGGGGAAUAAAAGUAGCUUGAGUGCCAGUCUGUCUGUGCUACCAUACCGACUGCCUUUCACACAUUGUCAUGGCAAACAUGUUUUGUCUUGACAGUGACAGCAAUGGAGUUGGCAAGAUCGCAAACAGAUCUGGGACCAGACUAGAAUUAAAGAUCAGUAGAGAUUGAUGGUCUGUGCUUGGUCAAAUUUGACUACUACUACUAUUAGAUACUCCAUUGAAGAACCAGCUUGGUAUUAUGUGUUACUCGUAGAAUAUAGCACUGCAUUUCAGCUGCUUUAUGCAAUUCGAUAGCCUUAAAUGUGUGAUCUCGAGAUUCCAACUAUAGAAGUUGAAUACACUGUUAGGGCUGAAUAGGUGCAGUAGGAAUAUGUGAUGCCUUGUGACCAUUGUGAUUGCACAGCCUAUAUUUUUGCUAAUCAGCUUUUGGACCAAAAUAUAUUUGACAAAAGAUUUUCUGAAAUGUGUUGGAAUAUUUUUCUAUAUAUUUUACAUGAAAAUGUAGACCUUGUGUAGACAAAUCUCUCAUUUUCCUGUAGUGUAGGAUACAUAAAAUCAGAGUUCAGGCGGCCAGGUCGACUCAAUGAAAACAGCUAACCAAGAUGGAGGAAAGAGAUUUCCUCUCUUGGGGAAUUUAUCCAUACAUGCAUUACGUAUGAUGUGGGAAUAGGGUACCAUUUGGGACGGGGAAAUGGAGAAGUUCAACCUUCCUGUUUACGGUCAGGAUGAAACUGCUAGUUUGGUUGGUACCUGUACAUCGGGGUUAUUCAUUCCUAGUGCAUGUCAGUUGAUAGGGCUGUGCGUUUGGUUCGGGUCAUUUUAGUUUUUAUGCUGGCUAGAGAUAACAGGCAGGGCCCAACAGACUGGAGGAGGUCAAGGACAGGUUUAUCCCCUCUUUCCAGAAGCCAUAAUUCUGCUGACAGACCUCUUCCUGUUGCUUUAGAAAAAGAGAGGAAUUGACUACUCUUAACAAAGGGAAGCAAGCAGGAUGGACAGAGCAAUAGAAAAGAUCACCCAAAAGCUGAGAAAUGCUGACAACCUAGAGAGGGAAAGGAGAGGGGUGGCAGUUGAAACACUACGUUCCAUUCACAUCCCAUUAAUCUGCAAUUAACAUGAAGCUCAGCCAACACAAAUGUUGUUCCUGUGCUUCUCAGUGUCACAACGAGCCCUGGAAGGCUGUAGCCACUGAGCUCUUGAACAAAACAAUGGUGCUGACUGCUCAUUCAUGUUUUGUGUAUAUUUAACCAGGAUAGUCCACUUGGUUACAAAAGCCAUUGCUUUACAGGGAGUCCUGAGUUCCAUAAAAUCAAUAAAAACAAAAAUAUGACAUUAGAAAUGAAAUAGAACUGCUGCUGAUGAGAACUAAAGUUAUACCAACUAAGAUGACAAUGUGUUGUCAAAGGUAUUUUGCAAGAUUUUCCUCUCACCUAACCUGACAGGUGUUGACAACUUUAUCUUACUCAGCAGUUUCAAUCAGAAAACUGACCAGGGGUGGUUGAUUUCCCUCCAAAUUCAUAGCACCAAGAUCAUAAUUGUAUAUUUGCAUAUCAAUGGCCUUAAGAUGAUUUUAGAGCCAGGAAGCUUUCAGGAAAAUGACCCCUCUUAGGUAGAUGAGACCACCCAUUGAAAUCUCAGUAAAAUCAUUGCCUACAGCUGGCUGCCAAGCUGCUGUUGAAGCAGUCCUUUCAAAGUGGGUGUUGAGACAAACCAUCAGAGAGGGGGAUAGGUUGGAAGGGGGUUUGGGUUAAAGGGCUUGCUUCCUCUGAGGUUUGAUUUACCACAGGCUUCCUACGUCCCCCUACUCUCUCUUCCAUUUACCACUCCUCUACGGCUAAGGGGGCUUCCUGGCAUUGUCCUACCCUAUUGACUUUUUUUUGUGUAUCACACACCCUUCCAUACGAACUAAACUGUUUUUGUGUUGUUUUUUUUGUACAGAAAUGUAACCUUUACACUCGUGUAUGGGCCUAUACGGAUAGGGCUCCAUUUUAAAUGUUUUUAUUACAGAAGAAAUAUGAAAA
Messenger RNA from Oncorhynchus mykiss (rainbow trout), 4538 nucleotides. It is a transcript of the gene pip4k2ca, whose product is annotated as phosphatidylinositol-5-phosphate 4-kinase, type II, gamma a. The record is from RefSeq and is a predicted model, not a curated record. Gene Ontology annotation, molecular function: 1-phosphatidylinositol-5-phosphate 4-kinase activity; 1-phosphatidylinositol-4-phosphate 5-kinase activity. NCBI's taxonomy places the organism in Eukaryota, Metazoa, Chordata, Actinopteri, Salmoniformes, Salmonidae. Gene Ontology annotation, biological process: phosphatidylinositol phosphate biosynthetic process. Gene Ontology annotation, cellular component: plasma membrane.